Xenia sp. Carnegie-2017 is the source of this 1474-nucleotide messenger RNA. RefSeq lists its product as uncharacterized. The record is from RefSeq and is a predicted model, not a curated record. Gene Ontology annotation, molecular function: nucleic acid binding. The transcript is spliced from 3 exons. The coding region runs from base 113 to 1135 and encodes 340 amino acids. Gene Ontology annotation, cellular component: nucleus. NCBI's taxonomy places the organism in Eukaryota, Metazoa, Cnidaria, Anthozoa, Malacalcyonacea, Xeniidae.
AAACAUUUCAUAGAGUUCACCUGAAGAAGUCGGAAGCGUCGUUUUAUAAACUCAAAAUAUCCUAUUGAAAUCAUUCUUCCACUUGAUCGUCAGCAUUGAAUGAAAGAGAAGGAUGGCACAUUCAGUUCAAAACAAUAGCGAAGGUUUUGUUAGCUGGGAAAAGUUGAGAGGAGCAUGGAUCUACAGCGCAUUCCAAGUGUCACAACAAAAGGGAACAUUAGUAAAAGGAUUUCUCAAUCAAUUUGUCAAAAACAAUCCAGGCUACAGAUUCACAAUUGCUCAACUAUACGACGAGUUGUUUCAUAUUUGCAUUACACCUGAGCAAAGCUUGGAAAUUCAGCGCACAAUUAAAAGACGCUACGGAUUAGAUUUGGAGGAAGGUUGCAUAUACGAGUUGUUUCCCGGUGCAAAAGCAGAGAAAAAAAGAUUCAGAGAUUUCAACGACUUCCGCCACUUCCAGCAAAACGACUUGGUUAGGAAGAACAGACCAACAAUUGAGAGAAAACACAACGAGGCUAAAGUUCACUUUACUCGAGUUCAAACAGCCUUUAAUGGACGUGCUGGGAAGUCUUUUUUGUCGUUUGACAUCGAAGUGUAUGAGCACGACCAUUCACAGUUAUUAGAAAUUGGUUACGUCAUAGUUCAUUUCACAGAUGCCAAAACAAAUCAAUAUAAGAUGAGCUGUGAGCAUCUCAUCAUUGAAGAAAACCUUCACUUUAAAAAUAAAGAUUACGUGCCUGACAACAGAAAUGGAUUCAGGUUCGGUACGUCAAAAACAUUACCAGAGUCGGAAGCAGCUAGAAGAUUUGCCAAAGAUGUUGGGGAAGCCACAUACAUUCUCGGUCAUUCUGUGCAACAUGAUACUGAAUAUCUGAAAAACAUUGGAGUCGAUCAUAUUGCUCUUGGUAAGGAAAUGUUCGACACUCAAGUAAUAAAUAUCUACAAAGAAAGUUUGAAAGAUCGUGAUAAUUUUCGUACUCGUGGCUUAAAUCAACUCAUGAAAGAGAACAAAAUCGAGUAUAGAGAGGAAGAUCUUCACAACGCUGGAUGUGAUGCAUUCUAUACAAUGAUGUUGUUUUUACGACAAAUGAACUUCACUGAAGAACAAGUGAAUGCUAUUAUAAUGUCAUUUUAAAUGAAACGCACAUCCUGAAUGGCAAAGAUUAAGUUGUGUGCUGAUUGGUUGUCAUGAUUAAUUAAUGAUUUUAAUAAUUUUAUGGACGAAGAAGGACGAAUAGUCCCAUAUAGAUUUUUUUUAGAUUAAGUAUAUAAUACUCUUUUUCAAUCGCUUCAAGACUAUAUUAUAUCUUACAUUUUAAAAGGCUGCAAUUUGCAUGAAACAAUUCAAUGAGAUUCGAUAAUGGAAUAAUAUAUCGCUUGCAUGAUAUAUGUGUAGAGUACUAGUUGAACUUUGUAAUUUGAAACUAAUUUAACUAACUAUAUAGUCCGAUUAUUAAUAAAUAUACAAGCAGUA